GGGAAGUGACUGACCCCUUUCGCUCAGUGGGGCCCGCUCGGCUUGCCCUUGCCGGCUCCCAGCCGGCCCAGCGGACGCAUGCGUAGACCCGCCGCCGGGGGCGCUCAGUUGUCUUUCCCUUUUACUUAGGCAAAUCACUCGCCUCCCCCGAGUCCGGUCACUGCGGAGCCGCCCGUGCCUACCAGCUUCCCCCACCCACUAAGGGGAACUUCCGGCCUCUCAGACUCCGGCGGCGCGAAAAUCCCGCAACUGCGCAGGCGCGGGCGGAGCCCGAAGGGAGGGAGGGAGGGAGGGGCGCAGGCGCGGUUAGUCCCGCGGUGGGCGCCUGGGCUCCCGGGAUUCUACCUUCUCCUGCGGCCGGCACGCGGUUCCCAGCGGGCCAGCGGCGGUCAGCCGAGGUCGAGACGCCCUCAGGGUGGCCUUAGCGGCCGGUCGUACCACGGCAGCCCCGCCGAUCGGGUUCCUUUGGGAGACUUCGACUUGCUGGCGACCUGAUGGCCAAAAGAAAGGAAGAAAAUUUUUCCUCUCCUAAAAAUGCCAAAAGGCCAAGACAAGAAGAAUUGCAGGAUUUUGAUAAAGAUGGUGACGAAGACGAAUGUAAAGGUACUACUUUGACUGCAGCCGAAGUUGGAAUAAUUGAGAGUAUCCACCUAAAAAACUUCAUGUGUCAUUCAAUGCUUGGACCUUUUAAGUUUGGUUCUAAUGUCAACUUUGUUGUUGGCAACAAUGGAAGUGGGAAGAGUGCAGUACUCACAGCUCUCAUAGUUGGUCUUGGUGGAAGAGCAGUUGCUACUAAUAGAGGAUCCUCUUUAAAAGGUUUUGUGAAAGAUGGACAGAACUCUGCAGAUAUCUCAAUAACAUUGAGGAACAGAGGAGAUGAUGCCUUUAAAGCCAGUGUGUAUGGUAACUCUAUACUUAUACAGCAACACAUCAGCAUAGAUGGAAGUCGAUCUUAUAAACUUAAAAGUGCAACAGGCUCCGUGGUUUCCACAAAGAAAGAAGAGCUGAUUGCAAUUCUUGAUCAUUUUAACAUCCAGGUGGAUAAUCCAGUUUCUGUUUUAACACAAGAAAUGAGCAAGCAGUUCUUACAGUCUAAAAAUGAAGGAGACAAAUACAAAUUCUUCAUGAAAGCAACACAACUUGAACAGAUGAAGGAAGAUUAUUCAUACAUUAUGGAAACAAAAGAAAGAACAAAGGAGCAGAUACAUCAAGGAGAAGAGCGGCUUACUGAACUAAAGCGCCAGUGCGUAGAGAAAGAGGAACGUUUUCAAAGUAUUGCUGGUUUAAGUACAAUGAAGACUAAUUUAGAGUCCUUGAAACAUGAAAUGGCUUGGGCAGUGGUCAAUGAAAUUGAAAAACAAUUGAAUGCUAUCAGAGAUAAUAUUAAAAUUGGAGAAGAUCGUGCUGCUAGACUUGACAGGAAAAUUGAAGAACAGCAGGUCAGACUUAAUGAAGCAGAACAAAAGUACAAGGAUAUUCAAGACAAACUAGAAAAGAUUAGUGAAGAGACAAAUGCACGAGCACCAGAAUGUAUGGCAUUGAAAGCAGAUGUUGUUGCCAAGAAAAGGGCCUAUAAUGAAGCUGAGGUUUUAUAUAACCGAUCCUUAAACGAAUAUAAAGCAUUAAAGAAAGAUGAUGAGCAGCUUUGUAAACGAAUUGAAGAGCUGAAAAAAAGUACUGACCAAUCUUUGGAACCUGAACGGUUGGAAAGACAAAAAAAAAUAUCUUGGUUAAAAGAGAGAGUAAAGGCCUUUCAAAAUCAAGAAAAUUCAGUCAAUCAGGAGAUCGAACAGUUUCAGCAAGCCAUAGAAAAGGACAAAGAAGAACAUGACAAAAUUAAGAGAGAAGAAUUAGAUGUGAAGCAUGCACUGAGCUACAAUCAGAGGCAACUGAAAGAAUUGAAAGAUAGUAAAACUGAUCGACUCAAAAGAUUUGGCCCUAAUGUUCCAGCUCUUCUUAAAGCCAUAGAUGAUGCUUAUAGACAAGGACAUUUUACCUAUAAACCUGUAGGCCCUUUAGGAGCUUGCAUUCAUCUUCGGGACCCAGAACUUGCUUUGGCUAUUGAAUCUUGCUUAAAAGGGCUUCUGCAGGCCUAUUGUUGCCAUAAUCAUGCUGAUGAAAGGGUCCUUCAGGCACUCAUGAAAAGGUUUUAUUUACCAGGGACCUCACGGCCACCGAUAAUAGUUUCUGAGUUUCGGAAUGAGAUAUAUGAUGUAAGACACAGAGCUGCUUAUCAUCCGGAGUUUCCAACAGUUCUGACAGCUUUAGAAAUAGAUAAUGCAGUUGUGGCAAAUAGCCUAAUUGACAUGAGAGGCAUAGAGACAGUGCUACUAAUCAAAAAUAAUUCUGUAGCUCGUAAAGUAAUGCAGUCACAAAAGCCACCCAAAAAUUGUAGAGAAGCUUUUACUGCUGAUGGUGAUCAAGUUUUUGCAGGACGUUAUUAUUCAUCUGAAAAUACAAGACCUAAGUUCCUAAGCAGAGAUGUGGAUUCUGAAAUAAGUGACUUGGAGAAUGAGGUUGAAAAUAAGACGGCCCAGAUAUUAAAUCUUCAGCAACAUUUAUCUGCCCUUGAAAAAGAUAUUAAACACAAUGAGGAACUUCUUAAAAGGUGCCAACUACAUUAUAAAGAACUAAAGAUGAAAAUAAGAAAAAAUAUUUCUGAAAUUCGGGAACUUGAGAACAUAGAAGAACACCAGUCUGUAGAUAUUGCAACUUUGGAAGAUGAAGCUCAGGAAAAUAAAAGCAAAAUGAAAAUGGUUGAGAAACAUAUGGAGCAACAAAAAGAAAAUAUGGAGCAUCUUAAAAGUCUGAAAAUAGAAGCAGAAAAUAAGUAUGAUGCAAUUAAAUUAAAAAUUAAUCAACUAUCAGAGCUAGCAGACCCACUUAAGGAUGAAUUAAACCUUGCUGAUUCUGAAGUGGAUAACCAAAAACGAGGGAAACGACAUUAUGAAGAAAAACAAAAAGAACACUUGGAUACCUUAAAUAAAAAGAAACGAGAACUGGAUAUGAAAGAGAAAGAACUAGAGGCAAAAAUGUCACAAGCAAGACAAAUCUGCCCAGAGCGUAUAGAAGUAGAAAAAUCUGCAUCAAUUCUGGACAAAGAAAUUAAUCGAUUAAGACAGAAGAUACAGGCAGAACAUGCUAGUCAUGGAGAUCGAGAGGAAAUAAUGAGGCAGUACCAAGAAGCAAGAGAGACCUAUCUUGAUCUGGAUAGUAAAGUAAGGACUUUAAAAAAGUUUAUUAAAUUACUGGGAGAAAUCAUGGAGCACAGAUUCAAAACAUAUCAACAAUUUAGAAGGUGUUUGACUUUACGUUGCAAAUUGUACUUUGACAACUUACUGUCUCAGCGGGCCUAUUGUGGAAAAAUGAAUUUUGACCACAAGAAUGAAACUCUAAGUAUAUCAGUUCAGCCUGGAGAAGGAAAUAAAGCUGCUUUCAAUGACAUGAGAGCCUUGUCUGGAGGCGAACGUUCUUUCUCCACAGUGUGUUUUAUUCUUUCGCUAUGGUCCAUCGCGGAAUCUCCUUUCAGAUGCCUGGAUGAAUUUGAUGUCUACAUGGAUAUGGUUAAUAGGAGAAUUGCCAUGGACUUGAUCCUGAAGAUGGCAGAUUCCCAGCGCUUUAGACAGUUUAUCUUGCUCACACCUCAAAGCAUGAGUUCACUUCCGUCCAGUAAACUGAUAAGAAUUCUCCGAAUGUCUGAUCCUGAAAGAGGACAAACUACGUUGCCUUUCAGACCUGUGACUCAAGAAGAAGAUGAUGACCAAAGUUGAUUUGUAACUUAACAUGCCUUGUCCUGAUGUUGAGGGAUUUGUGAAGGGAAAAAAAUUCUGGACUCUUUGAUAUAAUAAAAUGAGACUGGAGGCAUUCUGAAAUGAAAGAAACUCCUUUAUAUAUCCAACCACAAUCAAACGUAUAAAUAAACCUAGAAAACCAACUACAACCAGCAAUUUAAGAUUACUAUUACUUUAAGAAAAUCAAUUUCAUAGUAUUGGUUUUAAAUCUUUUUAAGUUUUUUUAAUAUCAUCUAUUUUUAUAGAUUCUUUUUCAGAAGUAAAAUUUUGUACAUAUAUACAUGUACAUAUCUGUUUAGUUUGGGUUCAUUUCUAUAGCAUUUUGUAAGAAAAUAAAAGUUUGACCACCUGA
Molecule: messenger RNA, 4143 nt
Organism: Pongo pygmaeus (Bornean orangutan)
Lineage: Eukaryota; Metazoa; Chordata; Mammalia; Primates; Hominidae
Gene: SMC6
Product: structural maintenance of chromosomes 6
Exons: 27
Coding region: 495-3770 (1091 amino acids)
Biological process (GO): double-strand break repair via homologous recombination
Cellular component (GO): nucleus; Smc5-Smc6 complex; site of double-strand break
Molecular function (GO): single-stranded DNA binding; damaged DNA binding; ATP hydrolysis activity
Source: RefSeq, a predicted model, not a curated record